AUGCCUAUCUUUCAAAUCUUGGGCGGCGGCAAUCGGUCGUCCCGAGCUUCGACUUAUCCAGGAAACAGAACGACUUCUUCUUCGGCGGCUCCUAGUACGGCUGCUGCUGCCGACCAGCACAACGGCUCUAGCCGAAGUACUUAUCCUGGAAUGAGAGCAGCAGCACCGAUGGGUCCUUUGGGGGCACAGCCUCCUUCGGCUGCUCCUCCCAGAGCUCCUACCGCCAUGCCCACAGCAGCCGGGCCUCCACGACACACAAACAACCAAAGCAGCAACAUGGGAAGCACUUCGUCCAGCACGUCCAGUUCCGCCACUUCUACUACCCAACCGGCGCCUCCUUCCAGUAAUCCAGCUUCUGCAGCUCCUCCUUCUGCGGCAUCGGCUCCUUCCACUGCUACUAGUACUAGUAGAGGACCUGAAUCGACUCGCCCAGGUGCCUUUGCCGUCACACGGACAGCCACUGGACCAGCACAAGUGUAUCGAGUCACCGUGCCUGCAGGGGUCAGUCCAGGGAGUGAAUUCACAGUACAUGCUGGACCGAGACGAGUCCGAGUGCGAUGUCCCAACACAUCACGACCAGGACAGUCUCUACAAAUAACACUACCACCGGAACCCGUCACACACCACACACCUCUCAAAAUGGCACCCCUCACCGCAGCUGCAGGAUCUGGUGGAGGCGGGGCCGUACAAAUGUCUCUAGAAGUACGCAAUGUCAACAAGGCAGCGUCCGAUUCCGGUGGCACAGCACAAACCUUUCUAGUCACAAUCCCACCCAAUAUUUACCCCGGAAUGCAGUUCACUGUCGAUGUCAGUGGACAGCGAUUCGUCGUCACUUGUCCACCCAAUGCAGGACCCGACAUGAAGGUACGAAUCGUACCUCCUACACAACGAGAAGAACCCAUGGCCGCACCCAAGACACAAGUAUUUGAAGUGGCAGUGCCGCCGGGCGUUGGACCUAAUGAACCAUUUGCAUUGGUCGCCAAUGGACAACGAGUACUCGUCACUUGUCCUCCCAACGUGGCAUCCGGACAGAAAAUUCGAUUCCAAUUACCCAUUCAGGAAUUGCUGGGACACAUCCAAUUGAGUUACGAAUCGGCGACCGGUGGUUGGUGUCGGACCAUUCGGGUCACUGACAUGAGAUUUCAAUGGGUUCGAGUCAACAACAAUAGCAAUAGCAGCACUAGCACCAACAAGCUCAAGGAACACGACGAUGAAGGAGACAACCCCGCUAGUGCAGAGGAAGCAGCUGCAGAUGGUACCCGCGCGUCCGCCUUGGAUGUCGAUGCCAUGGAUAAAUUCGAUUUCAAACGGUCCGCAUAUGUUCGCAAGUUGACAUAUCUAGAAGGAAACGAUGCCCGGAUGAGGACUGGAACAAUCGAACUGGUGCCGGCCAAGGAUGCCGUCGUCGAUUCCAAAUUGGUUGUGCACAACAGAACACUAGUCUCUUACGCCGAUAUUGCUGCUGUCCAAGGCAAGUCUCUCGAAGAAAAGACGCAAUGGUUCCACAAUAUUUGCAAUCAAUUAACUGGUGCCUGGGAAGAUGGACACAUCAAGAUUGCUGUUCGACGGAAAUACUUGCUCUUGGAUAGCGUCGACGCCAUUAUGAGUUUGGGUAGAGACGAUUUGAGGAAACGAUGGCGAUUCGAGUUUCUGGGAGAGCCGGGGAUCGAUUCGGGAGGUGUCACCCGAGAGUGGUUCCAAUUGGUCACGGAACAAAUCAUGGACCCUGCAUUUGGACUGUGGAAGUCCAGUGUGAACAAUCAGGCCUGUGUGACCAUCAAUCCCUCCAGUGGCAUUUCAUGUCCAGACGAUCAUUUGGUGUACUUUCGCUUCCUCGGUCGGGUGCUUGGCAGAGCCCUGUUUGAUCGACAGAUUGUCAAGGGACACAUGGCGCGACACGUGUUCAAACACCUACUGGGAUGGCCAAUCACUUUUGAAGAUUUGGCAGCUCAAGACGAGGACUACUACCAAUCCCUCAAGAAGUUGGCACAGAUGGGUGAUGUCUCGGCCAUGUGCCUGGAUUUCACUGUCACGGAAGAGAACAUGGGAGCACACAGCGAAGUGGAAUUGAUCGAAGGUGGAGCCAUGAAGGAAGUCACCACGGAAAAUCUGGUCGAAUACCUUGAAGCUAAUCUCAGGUAUCAAAUGCUAGCGAGAUGCAAACACCAAAUGACUGAGCUCUUGCUUGGGUUCUUUGACAUUGCACCGGAGCCAGCCUUGACUGUGUUUGAUUCCAACGAGUUGGAACUCAUCCUUUGUGGACUGCCCACAAUAGAAAUGGACGACUGGGAAGCGAAUAGUAUCUAUUCGGGUUGCUUCGAGACGAAAGGGCGGCAGCAUCAAGUAGUGCAAUGGUUCUGGGAGACGGUCAGGGAUGACUUUGACCAGGAAAUGAAAGCCCGCCUCUUGCAGUUUGUUACGGGUACGUCGGGAGUGCCAUCUCGAGGCUUUGCGUACCUGCAAGGAAACGAUGGAAAUAUCAAAAAGUUUGCCGUUCAUGGGAUGGAAGUGGGCGUGUAUCCAAGGGCACACACCUGCUUUAAUCGGAUUGAUCUUCCCAUCUACCACAGCAAGAAGGAUUUGCAAGAGAAGUUGAGGGCAUCAAUCACUCUGUCGGCGGUUGGCUUCGACAUGGAGUGA
Molecule: messenger RNA, 2640 nt
Organism: Seminavis robusta
Lineage: Eukaryota; Bacillariophyta; Bacillariophyceae; Naviculales; Naviculaceae
Source: the annotation of a GenBank genome assembly